Linum trigynum is the source of this 4692-nucleotide messenger RNA. The record is from the annotation of a GenBank genome assembly. NCBI's taxonomy places the organism in Eukaryota, Viridiplantae, Streptophyta, Magnoliopsida, Malpighiales, Linaceae.
UGCUAGACAGUAUUGGCACGAAUGAGGGCCUGAAGCUCAAAGUCCAUAGAAGCCACCUCAUUUGUGACAAAUUUGCUAAAUGAAUUUUAAACGCUAUUAAUGAUUCAUGCACAACAUAAGUCCUGCUUAGAGGUGGCAAGUAAGAUCCAAAUACAUUUAUCCAAUCCAUCCAAUCCAUUUAAAAUGGAUUCAAAUCCAUUUAAGUUGAUCCAAAUCCAUUUGAUUUGUGGAUUGAUGGAUUGGAUUCAUGGAUUAAUGGAUUGAUCCACCAAUCCAUUAACACAUAUUAUUUUCUUCAUUUAUUUUAUAAUAUAUCCGAACAAAAACUCUGCUCUUAGACUUUCAGUACGGUCGAAUCCUACUCCAAAUAUAGUCCAAUCAAAUUCUCUCCGACGAGGCGACGACGAAGAGCAGAGCCGGCGACCUCUCCGAAGAGCCGAGCCGGCGAACUCUCCACCGCCUGCUCUCCAUGUCCAAAUCCACCCUGCCGCCGUCCCAAUCGAAUCUUCUUUCCCUCCUCUGUGAUUGAACAAAUCCAAUCUGUUCUUCUCCCCUGAGUCUGAAUCAGAUCCAACAUCGCAACUCCCAUCCUGCGAAUCGACCCUCCUCCAGCGCCGGCGAAAUCUCCGCCGCCUGGCUCUUCUAUUUGAGAACCCAUCCUGAGAAUCGAACCCUCCUCCAUCGCCGACGAAAUCUCCACUGCUUGGCUCUUCCAUUUGAGAACCCAUCCUGCGAAAUCAACCCUUCUGCAGAUAAUGAAGCUAGACUAAUCGAUGAGAUGCAACCUGCGGAUCGAGAUGACUAUGGAGUUAGGCUUUGAUUUUUCCCUCCAAGCACCUUUUCUUUCCUUGCUGAUCUUCAGCGAAACCCUAGCGCCCUUUCUUUCUUGUGUAAUCUUAUUUGUGGGAUUCGAGACCUAAUGGGUUUGUGGAGGCUGGCCAUCACCUUAAGGACCAAGACCUGAAUGUUGAAGGUGGUACGAUUAGUAUCUCAACUGCAUAUUCUCGCGGGUAAGUGUGUGUCGUCUUCCAGUUCCCAUUGAUUGAUUCGAAUUGAAUCAUAAUAAGCCUGUCUCAGUUUUUGGGUUUGGGAAUCACUUGAUGGGAAAUGCAGGCUACUGAGCAAUCUCACGGAAGCACUACGAAGUUCAGGAGUGGACUUGUCACAGGCCAGCAUCUCUGUACAGAUUGGGGUAAAGACCUGGUAGCUGCUUGGUCAGAGGGACAAGUUCAGCAUAGUUUGGAAUCUGGGCUUGCUGGUUUUCACCACCACUUAACCAUCCUCUAUCCAAAUUGGCAGCAGCCGGAGGAGAAAGUUCUUUGGAAUUGCUUGACGAGACAACGGAUAUAAGCACCGGAGAGGUGAGGCUCCUCUUUACUAUGAUUGUAUUGUCAUUCAUGAAUUUUUGGAUAUAAUGGGGCGUGACUUUUGUUUGAGAGUUUGCCUGUAAAAGUAUUUCCUCUAGAAUUUGUGCAAGCUAAUAAGGUUAUGCACCAAGAAACUUGAUGAUGCACUCCAAAGAGUUAACUACUUGUUGCAGUAAAUGGAUAAAAUAAGCAAGCAUUAUUCAUGGUAAGAGUCUUACUUCUUGGAAGGAAAGGUAGCAGUAUUAUGGUCCUCCAUAAAUCUGCAAACAUGUUUUGUCAUAUAUCAGCUGGUUUGAUGAUAAAUGAACCGAAAGCUGUCCGAUGCAUAUUUGCUCUUUAGGAAAUACUAAUCCAAUAAACACCCUUUGUGAUCUUACUACUUGAACAUCUGCUUUUGUUCCCAGUUCAGCAGAGUUUCAAGGUAGAAAGCCCACCCAUCAAUGAUACAGCCCAGCUUCCCUAUGAUUGGCCCGUCGAUUACAGAAAUGACCAUUUACAUUUGGAGUCAUUAGCAAAUCGGUCACUGAAGUUUGAAUUUGAACAAACUGAUCAAUUGUGUUAUUUGUGCUUUCUUUAACAUAUUUCUGGUAAUUUCCUUAGUAUCCGUCUAUGUUUUUCAUCCACAUUAGCAUUAUGUGAACACCCAUUUUGACGUGAACAUCAGAAUUUGUGUUUAGAACUUGGUUUAUACUAUGAGAUGUGGAUGCAACUUUUGCACUGGACUUGUUUUGUCUGAACUUUUUUGGCUCUUUAGACUUUCAGAUCAGGGCGCUAUAUGUUUGAGGUACUUGAUGACCUUUGUGUUGAAUCUGAAGGGCCUCCAUCUAAAGCCCAAUUUGGAUAUGGUCCAGUACUGUAUUCCUCCUGUUUCAGUUGGUUAUGAUUUCAUUUGAUUGUGAUUUCAUUACAUGGAUUGAUUUCAGGAUGUCAACUCAAGAAAUAAAUACCAUGGACGUUGGUGAUGGUAGGGAUGGUAGUGAUGGUGGUGAUGAUGAUGUAGCAACGAUGUCUACAUCUACAGAUUGUACAAGUGGUUAUAAAAAGCGAAAAAGAACUUCCAAGGUGUGGGCAGAUUUCAAUUUUAUUUCCGCAAAUCACUUUCGUGACAAGGUACCAAGAGCACAAUGCAAGAAUUGUCCAAAGAGUUAUGUGGCUGGUAAAGGUAUUUCUAAUCUCUCUCGCCAUAUCCAUAAGUGUGUUGGAAAAUUGGCAAAAAAAGCAAACGAAGUGCCUAUACCUAGUGUUGGAAAGUCAAAGACAAUAGAUCAAAACGAGUUUAAGGAGCUAAUGGCUAUUGCUAUAAUAAAACAUGGAUAUGAAUUUUCAGUUGUUGAGCAUGGUGGACUUCAGAAUGUGAUGGCUUAUUUAGAUGAUGAUUUCAAGUCAUUUACUCGGAAAACUGCUAAGUCUUAUUGUUUGAAGAUUCAUAAGAGGGAAAAAGAGAAGCUGAAAGCUCUUUUGAGUGGGGUUCCUGGUAGGAUUUCUUUGACUUGUGAUUUGUGGACUUCUUGUGCUACUGAAGGCUAUCUUUGUUUGACGGUACAUUAUGUGGAUUGUCAUUGGAAGUUAAAUACUAAGAUCCUAAGUUUUUGUCAUGUUCCUCCUCCACAUUCUGCUAUUUUUUGUACCAUGCAAUAUAUGAUUUGUUGAGAGAGUGGCAAAUUGAGAAGAAAAUAUUCUCGAUUACAUUGGACAAUGCUAGGUGCAAUGAUGUCAUGCAAGGUCUUUUACUCGACCAAUUGAAAGAAGAUGGGACAUUAGUAUGUGAUGGGGAUUAUUUUCAUAUUCGUUGUGGUGCUCAUGUUUUGAACCUGAUUGCGAACGAAGGAUUAAAAGAGAUUCGUGCAUCUAUAGAUGUUAUUAGGGAGUGGGUGAAGUAUGUCAAGGGGUCUGAAUCUCGAAGGAUAGUUUUUGAAGAUUGUGCAAAGAGAAGCAAUUGUCUGAGUUCUAAAGGAUUAUGGUUAGAUUGUCCAACCAGAUGGAACUCUACAUACAUGAUGCUUGAGAGAGAGGAUCUUUAUCGUCGUGCUUUUCAACAUAUGAGGUUGGUUGACAGAAAUUUUGAUAGAUGCUCGUCAGAUGUAGAAUGGGACAAGAUUGAGAAAAUCAUCAAGAUUUUGAAGCCUUUUAAUGACAUCACGAAGCUUUUUUCUGGGGUCCAUUAUCCUACUUCUAACCUGUAUUUCUGCAAUGUGUGGAGGAUUCAAAUGCGGUUGAUGAAUGCAUGUGCAAGUGUGGAUAGUGAUAUUUGUCGUAUGGCUCUAGCGAUGAAGGGCAAGUUUGAUAAGUAUGGGGAGUCCUACAGUACAAUUUUGUCCAUAGCUGUGGUCUUUGAUCCACGGUAUAUGUUGGAUUAUGUGAAAUUUUGUUAUGAGAAGCUAUAUGGGCAAGCUGUUGCUAAAACAAAAUGUAUUGAGCUUCGAGGAAAGAUAUGUGAUCUAUUGAAGGAGUACAAUGACUCUACCGAUCAAUCAUCAUCACUUGCUGAGUCUAUUGCUGAAGAUAUAGGCUAUGAAGAUGAUAUGGAUGAGUUCAAUUCAUUUGGGGAAAGUCAAUUCUUGAGUGAUAGGACACAAUUAGAUGAAUAUCUGGAUUGUAAAAGGCUCAAUCGCAAACAACCGUUGGAUGUACUUUUAUGGUGGAAGAUGAAUGAAUCUCGAUUCCCAGAGCUUGCUUGUGUGGCUAGAGAUGUUUUGAGCAUUCCUAUCACUACUGUAGCUUCAGAGUCGGCUUUCAGUAUGGGAGGUAGAGUUCUAAGCAACUUGCGAAGCUCUCUUUUGCCUGAAAAUGCCGAAGCUUUGAUUACCACACGCAAUUGGCUAUAUGGAUUUCCAAGUGAUGAUCGUGAUAAUGGGCUCGAGGUGGAAAUUUCAAAGGCGGUCGGAACAUCUUCAAUGACUUCUAGCUCUACUCCUGUGUGAAAAUUUGAUAUAUUGUGUUUCAUGUACUAGACCCCCCUAAACUUGCUUUGUUGUGACAGCAGCAUACAGUGUGUUCUGAUUUCUGAAGCUCUCUCUAAUAUAAUAGCAACUUACAAUGCGCACACUGCAGCAGAAUACUGAAUUUUAUUGAUCACGAAGAGCCAUUUACUGGAUUCGUUUCGUUUUUAUGUUAUUUUGUCAAGACAGGUGCCAAUAUGUGGCGAGCACCUAGCCAUAUCACACAGAUAUGACCUCUCCCAGCAAAAAGGACGAUUAAGAUAUUGUAAAAAAAAGGACGAUUAAGCUAGUAGUAAUCAGCAAUUAUACAUCCCUAGGGAUUGGACUGUAUGAAAGGCCCAAAGCGGUUAUGAUGACAAUAUUGUAAAUAAAAGGACGAUUUAUUG